Messenger RNA from Cyprinodon tularosa, 2187 nucleotides. Its product is annotated as protein enabled homolog. The transcript is spliced from 6 exons. Bases 126 to 419 code for a protein of 97 amino acids. NCBI's taxonomy places the organism in Eukaryota, Metazoa, Chordata, Actinopteri, Cyprinodontiformes, Cyprinodontidae. The record is from RefSeq and is a predicted model, not a curated record.
AAAAAAAAAAAAAUCAUUUUGUUUUUGAAUGACUUGGCUUUAACUUUAAAACAUGUCUGCCUGCCCAACAGGAGGACAGUGAGAUCAACACAACCCCAAAAGUGUCAGCCUGUAGCACACCAGACAUGCCCAGGAAACCAUGGGAAAGAACGAACACCAUGAAUGGUAGCAAAUCUCCAGUGAUUGGAAGACGAGAGUCUCCGUGGAGAAAUCCCAUGGGAGCAGAUUCCUCCUCCAGACCCAAAUCCACCCCGACACCCACUGCAUCCUUAAGUGCCAACGGUGUGCCAACAGAAACGGUUGACUAUGACAGAUUGAAACAGGAUAUCCUUGAUGAAAUGAGAAAGGAGCUGUCCAAACUAAAAGAAGAGCUCAUUGAUGCAAUCAGGGAGGAGUUGGGCAAGUCCAGCACCGCGUAGAGGAUCCAAACUCCCUUUUCCUAAAACACCCACACCCAUGUGACCAGAAAGCCAACCACAGUCCGUUUAUGACCAGACAGCAAGCAAUCACAAAGAUGGAGACUUUGAUGAGAAUCGCUUUAUCCCACAGAAAGGACAGCAUUCGGUGUCUGAUGGAGCAGCAGGUUGGAAGUAGGAAGAUGCUACUUACUGACUCCCCCCUCAGCCCCCCCCCCCCCCCCCCCCCCCCCACCUCCCUGCCAAGGGCAUCGCCUCCUGGGGGACCGGGCACAGUCUGCCAGAGAAGCGACUGUCUUUAUGCAAACACGGUUUCUCUUUUUGUAUCCCCUACGGUAACAACGGCACCUAAAUGCAACGUCGAACUCCUCACUGAUGCUGUAGUGACCCCUGAUGCUCACAGUCAGAACUCCUGGAAUUUCCUAUCAGAUGUUUUGAUGAACUUGGAGACAGGAAGAAAUCUGGGACAGAACUAAAAAAAAAAAAAAACAGACUUUUUUCCCCAUAAUGCCAUUGGGGUAGCGCGUGUGUGUGGCUGAGUGUGAGCGCGUAUGAGGGACUGCCAGUCUCUGCUGUAGUCCCACUCCGCAGGACACUGUAAAGCUCGUCUUCCUCAAAUGCUAUUUUAACCUGAAUAUGUACAAAACAAAGAGAGAGUUAUUUAGAGAGAGUAUCUAUCAACCACGUCUGUUUGGUCUAGAUCUAUAGUACGGCCAUAUCUAGUAGCUCAAUAAUCCCUCAUGUCUGUCAGUUGGUGGGCUCCUAACCUGAGGUGUUUUUAUUCUGUCUGAAUUAGUUUCCACUCAUUUAUUUCUCUGUAACAUUCAGCAGCAGGUGGAUGAGACUCUUUAGGAUGGGCGCCCCCUGCUAGGAUGGCGCCAUGGCGAUACGGGGUCAUACUCAUCCUUUGUUACACCUGAGUGCUCUGUUGUUGGUUCGUCAGUGCGAUAGGAUCACAAAGUCUGCCACGAAACUGCAUUAAGCGUCUUGAGUUUUAUUACAAGCAAUAAGUGUAGCAUUAGCUCCAAUGCCCUGACUCGCCAUCCCUGCGCCGCCGCGGCUUUUCACGCAUCGCCUUUGGUGGAUAAAAACCAUCAGAGCACUGUAAACAUCCCCCAUUCUGAAAAUCACCAAACUCAUUUUGUUUUUUAGCUUUUUUUAUUCUAUCAAACCCAAUGAUAAUAUAUAACCAUACAUCCAUAACCUUUAACUGUAGAGAACCUUUCCCCAUGCAGCCCACAUGCAUGUCCAUCUACGGACGCAGGCGUGCCAUUUUCUUCCCUCCUCCAUUGCUCACUGAGGAGCUUUCUUUUUUGUUUUUUGUUUUUUUUCAAACAUAAAACUAAGUUUUCCCAGUCCUGUUAUCGACUAAACACGUGGAGUUCACUUUGACUCUUUCUAUUUAGUCCAAAACUCAAAGUACAAUCAACUUGAGAGGGGUGUGUUGCAAGCUUAGAGGCUGAUUUCCAGAUUACAGAUUAGAGAUUAGAGGUCAGAUGACCCAUUUAAAGGCCACGUUACAGCUCAGUAUUCCGGUUUUGUCUGAAUGAGAUCCUGAAGAGGGAGAGCUUCAUCAUCACAGCGUAACCUAAAAAAUGCCUUAGGGCCGAGCGCCUGGAUCUGUAGGGGAAACUGAUUGGUCUCGCAUCCAGUUGGAUUCUCCUCAAACAGCUACAACCUGAGGAGGAACCAGAGCAGCGUUCAAAAAAUGUCCUGCUGUGCGGCGACGACGUGAACCCUUUCCAACUUCCCACCAGGUUUGAUUACAGAG